Molecule: messenger RNA, 393 nt
Organism: Cryptococcus wingfieldii CBS 7118
Lineage: Eukaryota; Fungi; Basidiomycota; Tremellomycetes; Tremellales; Cryptococcaceae
Exons: 4
Coding region: 1-393 (130 amino acids)
Source: RefSeq, a predicted model, not a curated record
AUGUCUCCCACUGCCACCCCCGUCAAGGACAACAACGCCCCCUCCCCCACCAUCACCCCCCUUCACGACCCCAGUCACCAGGCCAAGGUCAUCCCUCAGACAAAGCCUCUGGGCGCUUCUAAUCCCAACAUUGUCCCAGGAAUGGCGACUGAUGGUGCUGCUCCCGGUCUUGGACACAAGGCGUUGCUGUCGAGGAAGUUUGCCAAGGCCAACAAGGCUACCAUCUCCCCCACCGACCAAAUACAGAGCCCCUGCACGGCCAAGCUCACAAGCGCCAAGCAACGUCACUUUACCAAGGGAAAGCCCGCCUCGCUCGCGCAAUCAUUCGUUGCCAUCCGCGAAAGCUCUAGCGCCUCAUCUCCAGCUCCAGCCGGCCGCAAAACCGACCUGUGA